UUUUCAUAACCUCUCAUAUAGAAAUCUACCACCCUUAGAUUUAAAAAAAAACAACAAAACAGGUUUUGUUUAACACUUUAACAUUGUCAAGUUUGAACUGAUUGCUGUAUUAUUGUCUCAUUUGGGAAAAAUUCGGGAAACCGGCUUAUCCGAGUUUGAUAGUUUAUUUAGUUAAUUCGAAAUGCCGAGUAUUUUUCAUGAAGCAUAAAUGGAUGAAUUCAUUUUCCAUUUGGGAAGGACGACAGAAUUUAUACAGAUAUGGUUAAACGAAUUGGGGCAAAAGUUAUCCCAGAUAUCUUCUGGAUUGGAAGAUUCAUUCGUGGUCGUACUCUCCUCUCCGAGAAUUUUAAUUGUGAAGGAUGUAGCUGAGAAUAUCUAUAAAAAUACUUGGAGAUUUUUCACAGGGGCUUUACACCAAUUUUCAACAAACAAACUGAGCUCCAUAUUUUUCAAAAAUUUUGGUCAUGACAUAAAUCGUUCAACUAUUUUUGCCUGCUGUAUAGGGUUUACAAUAGGCUCAAGCAUUGGAUUUGCAAUAGGAUUCAGCCUUCAAUCUCCACGCUCCUCUUCAGUUUUGAUGAGAGCCAUAACAGCUACUUCUUAUGAUGCUGAGUCAAUUGCAUUGUUAGAGGAUGUUUUCGUUCCAAAGCUACAUAGUCCAGACCAAAUUUUGGUUGAAGUAAAAUUUGCCUCUCUUGAUGCUUUUGAUUUGCGGAUAGCAAGUGGAUAUGGAAAGCAACUAAGAAACAUUUUAUCAUCAUAUGAUCAGAAUAUAUAUUGUGGUCUUCCUCUCGUAUUAGGAAGGCAAGGAUCUGGAGUGGUUAUUGAAAUAGGUUCAAGAGUAGAUGAUUUUGAGCUGGGGAAUGCAGUUUACUUCUGUAACAACCAUAUAUAUAAUGGUUGCUUGGCUGAGUAUGUUGUAUUAAAUUCGAAAGAUGUUGCAAAAAUUCCAAAAGGCAUUGGUUUUGAGGCAGCAGCAUCGAUAGCACAACCAUCUGUUGAUGCCUGGAGAGCUGUGGUAACUAAGGCUGGCCUAAGCAACAGAAAUGCUCAUUGUAAGAAGAUUUUUGUUCAUUGUGCCACAACUGGAAUUGGUUGGAUGGUUGUGCAAAUGUGUGCUGCCCUAGGUGCAAAGGUUGUGGCUUCUUGUACAAAUAACGCAAAAGAACAAGUUAAGAUUCUUGGUGCUGCUUCUGUCCAUACAGUAGAGUCAGGAGAACUGCUCAAUCAUAAUAACAAGUAUGACAUAGUUUUCAAUACAGUAGGAUCAAUAGCUUCAGAGUUCUGCCAUGAGCUAUGCCUAGCAAAAGGGAAAGUUAUUGAAGUGUACCCAAAAAGAUUGACUUCUGACAACUUUGGCUGCCUCCUUUCAUACAUUUACUCAGUCUGGAUUAAAAUUACCUAUGGUGUUUUUGGAAUUGUAUCCUGGCAAGAAUCAAGGAAUGGUCAUAUACUUGAGAAGGUGUCAAAACUUGUUGAACGUCAGCUGCUCCAACCAUUUGUAGACUCUAUAUUCUACCCAGAAGAACUUGAUAAUGCUGUAAAUAAUGUUGAAUCGGGUUUUGGAUCAACUCUCUUACGAUUUGAAAUCAUAAUUGCGAAUUAAACUUAAAGCCAUCGUCAUCAUUGGGACCAAAUGACAUUUCAUUUGAACUUCCGGAGAUGGGUGUGUUGCUAAAACCCACAUAAGUGGGAAUUAGGACAUAAUGGUAGUUGUAGACUCAGCAAGUUCUCUGGCAAGAAUAUUUUUGAAUCUUUGGAAUUCACAGUCCUCCAUUAUGAAACUUAUCAGUUUUCCUUGAAGCAUGCUUGAACCGUGUCUAAUAAAACCUGCUGACCAUUCUGUAUGACACUAUGAGCAUGCUUAGUGUCAUUGGGUAUACAUGUUAUUUCAAUCAAAUGUGUUAAGACGGCAGUUAUUACUUUCCUUGUCAAGGAUUGAAAAACACUUUUGUGGACUUGGUGGUACAUUUAUAUAAUCGAUGAAAAUGACAGAUCUGACAAAUUGAUAUUGUAGAUAUGUGCUUCUCUUGUGCAUUAUAGAGCAUGUCUAGUAUCAAACUGUGACUUAGAACAUAAAUCAGGACAACAAAGUUCAGAUUGAAUGAAAUCUUAAGUAUCUGCACUAGAGUGUUAACACGACGACUCAUCACUAGAUCAGGCCAGGGUUAGAAUCUCAGUGGCCCUGAAUUUGAGAGGACUUACUCGGGGGUUGAUGUGCUGUUGCAAACCACCAUUUCAAAAGUAAAUAAGUUCCUGCACACACAAUAAAUAAAUAAUUAUGCAAAAAUAGAAUGGAAAUAAACUAAAUUAACUAAGGGCAAAUAUAUCAUCAUCAACUACAAGCAAGAUUUUCUCUGUUAUGGGCUGUAGAUCGCUGUCAUUUCAGUGCUGUGACACAAUACUUGAUUAAUUAAAAUAAAUUCAAUAAAAAGCAGAAGUGGGUAUUCGGACUACAAACUAUUACAGCUAUAUUCUACUGACUAUGCAAUAUGUAGUGUUUAUGCCAAAGUAAUUAGCGUAAAUAUUUUGUUUCUGUUUAAACGCUGACACAUUCCUUUGUGCCCUAAUCUAACGGUCUCGGACCUAACGCUUAUUUGGCUAUCCGAUCAAUUAAUCAGCUUGUGGCUGAUGAAGGUGCACCUUAUCCUGCAGCUUCACACGCCAUAUUGAAAAACAUGUACGUCAACGACGCGAUCACCGGAGCCGAGGAUAUCCCCCUCUGCUAUUGAUAUGUGAACAAUUACGUGCUUUAUUUGGAAAGGGGGUUUCGAGCUCAGCAAAUGGACAAGUAGGUCUCCAAAGGUAUUGAGGGAUUUGCCCUCUAACUACAUCGAAUCGCAACUGAAUUUUUCUGACGAUGGUGGCCAAACAGUUAAAAUAUUGGGCCUAAGCUGGGAGCCGAAAACAGACGCAUUCAUGUUUCGAGUAUCCUUGUUCCAGGGUGAAACUACAAAGCAUACUGCCAUGUUGUGUCAUGUUGUAUAUUGCGCGAAUCUUUGACCCGAUUGGUUUUCUUGCUCCUUUGGUUUUUGCUAUGAAAGUGAUUUUGCAAAAAUUAUGGUUAACCAAAGUCGAGUGGGAUGAUUUGAUUCCUCCUUAUUUAGAAACUGAUUGGAUUUGGCUGAUGCAGAACAUUAACCAAGUAUCCUCCCUUCAUAUCCCUAGAUGUAUUGUUUGUACAUCUUUUGUUGGCAUGAGGCUCGUGGGAUUUUGCGAUUCCUCCGAGCAAGGAUAUGCUGCAGCCGUCUAUCUUUGCAUUCGCUCGGACUCGGGUCAUUGUUAUUCACAUUUAUUGAAAGCAAAAACUAAAGUUGCUCCUCUCAAGGUCAUGUCAAUCCCUCGCCUAGUCAAUCCCUCGCCUAGAACUUCGUGCUGCUCUACUGUUGGCUCAACUAGUUAAAUCAGUACAAAUGGCAAGCUUACCAAUUUUGGUAACCGCUCCUACUUUAUUCUCUGAUUCCCAGAUAGUUCUGUCUUGGAUAUUGAUUCCGUCCCAUCUUCUGAAAAUAUUCAUGGCAAUAGGGUGGUGUCAAUUUCUGAAGCUGUUCCUCUUGCAACUUGGGCGCACAUUCCUUCAGCUUUAAAUCCUGCUGAUUUGCCUUCACGCGGAUUAGGUCCCCAAUUAUUCAUUGUUCCUGAUAUGCUAAAAUUCUAGCUUCAAGGCCCCGACUUUUUAGUCCAAGCUGCUUCUGCCUGGCCGCCUCCAUUUCAGCUAAAUAGAAAACUUGCUUCCUCGCUUCCUGAAUUAAAACAGGAAAAUGCAUGCUUACUUGCCGAAUCUAAAUUGACUAACCCUCUCAUCGAUGAGAUUGAACAGUUCUCUUCCCUUAUUCGUUUAUCUCAAGUCUUUGCUUGGGUUAAACGUUUCCUUCACAAUUAGUAUGACGUAACCAACUUGAACCUAAAACUGGCCCUCUCACUCCUGAUGAGCUCGAUGAGUCACUAUUCGUGAUAGUUAAGAUCACUCAGAAAUUUAGUGCCGAACUUGAGAUGUUGAAAGGCAAAGGCAAAAUUGCCUCCAAACUGUAAGCCUUGACACCCUUUAUCGAUGAAUGUGGUCUUCUCAGGAUGGGCGGAAGACUCUCGUGUACUUUUGCCGAAAGUUGCCCAUUUGUCGAGAUUGAUAUGCUCUCAUUAUCACGUUUAUUAGCUGCAUUCUGGGCCAACCACAGUACAGGCCCUAAUAAGUACCAAAUUCUGGAUAUUGUCUCUUCGCAGUCUUAUUAGAAAAUGCAUAAGACAAUGCUUAAUGGGCUGUAAGUUUUGUAGCUCUUCUUACCAACUUCAAAUGGCAGAUCUUCCCUCAUGUCGCGUCACUGUCUCUCGCCCUUUCUCACAUGUCGGCGUUGAUUUUGCAGGCCCUUUCACAGUCCGAUCAAAUAUUUCUUGAAAGCCUUUAUUAACCAAAGGUUAUUUGUGUUUGUUUGUCUGUACAGCAACUAAAGCUGUUCAUCUUGAAUUUCGGAACUUAGUACAAUCGCAUUUAUCUCUGCACUUGAUCGUUUCAUCGCACGUAGCGGUCUCCCUUCAGAAAUGUUGUCAGAUCGAGGACGGAAUUUUGUUGGUGCAUCCCGUCAUCUGAAGGAAGUAUUUAAUUUCUUUCAACAACAUAGCGAGGAUAUCUGUGACCAUUUAGCCGAACGUGAAAUAAAAUGGCGUUUUUCUCCUCCCUAUACACCCCAUUUUGGGGGGUUGUGGGCAGCCGCUAUUAAAUCAGCCAAGAAGCUUCUAGUACGACUAAUUGGAACGACUACAGCUACACCUUCGAAGAAUAUUGUACUUUGUUUUCAAGAAUUGAAGCCGCAUUAAAUAGUAGACCCUUAUGUCCCUUAAGUGAUGAUCCUGCUGAAUCAGUCUCAUAUCUAAGCCCAGGCCAUUUUCUCAUUGGCUUUAUUGGUUUUAGUUAAAUUACUUGUAAAUAUUGUACAUAAAAGUUUACUUUAUUUCAGAAGAUAAAUUUAAUUUAAUUUUGGUGGGCGUAAAUACGUAAUUAGCGUAAAUACUUUGUUUCUGUUUAAACGCUGACCCAUUCCCUUGUGCCCUAAUCCCUAAAACGGGCCGAUAGAGCACUGCGUCUGCAACUGGCUCCCGUCGUUACUUGCUCUCAUGCGUCUGAGAGGAACGAACGUCUUGCUUCUGUGCUUCCGUUUUAUUGCUUCCGUGCAAACAUUUUAUUUAGUUUUAGCAUUCCUUACUUCAAGGAUAGAAAGUUAUUUUCAGUUUAGUUUUCUUUUAAUUUCAAAUCACGGGAGUGAUAUCCGCCAGGCGCCAAUAGAAAAGGUUCAGAAAGAACCUAGCAGGUAUUGUAGUAAUCUAAGCCAUCAUAUUAUCCAGGGCCUUGGUUAUGUUGAGGGUUUAGGUGCUGCAUUGCUGGGUACCGAACAAAAGAUUGGCUAGGACUACACACCCGUCACCUCAGGUAUCGGGGUUUUAUUUUAAUUGUAUUUUAUUUUAUUUUGUUAUUGGUUUCGCGACCACACCAGCACGCGCCUUAUUUAACGGCGCCUACAUGUGAUUUUCCUCUAGAAAUAGGCCUUAGGCCUGAGCCAUGCCACCACAUAUCAUCACUAGACAAGUGCCUCAAAAGCAACAAUUAAUUUAAAAAUCAAUGGAUUUUACAAAAAAAAAGCCCCUAUAAGCAUUUUAAGAUAAAUAAUAGUGUAGAAAGAAUUACUUAUUAAUAAAAAGGACCAUGAUCUAUCCUAUCUUCAUUUUUCUCUCAUUUAACUUUCACCACAACAUGUGUGGUGUUUAGUGA
Molecule: messenger RNA, 5761 nt
Organism: Cimex lectularius (bed bug)
Lineage: Eukaryota; Metazoa; Arthropoda; Insecta; Hemiptera; Cimicidae
Product: reticulon-4-interacting protein 1 homolog, mitochondrial-like
Exons: 9
Coding region: 209-1606 (465 amino acids)
Cellular component (GO): mitochondrion
Molecular function (GO): oxidoreductase activity
Source: RefSeq, a predicted model, not a curated record